Messenger RNA from Uncinocarpus reesii 1704, 1107 nucleotides. RefSeq lists its product as uncharacterized. Lineage: Eukaryota; Fungi; Ascomycota; Eurotiomycetes; Onygenales; Onygenaceae. The transcript is spliced from 2 exons. Gene Ontology annotation, molecular function: oxidoreductase activity. The coding region runs from base 1 to 1107 and encodes 368 amino acids. The record is from RefSeq and is a predicted model, not a curated record.
AUGCACGCAAUCACCGUCAGCUCGCCGGACGGCAAGCCAGGCAAGGCGGGCAAAGUCUACUACCCCCUCGCCCUCCGGGACAUCCCCAAACCCACCUCGCAAGGCAGCGAACUCCUCAUCAAACUCACCGCCGCCGCCCUGAACCACCGCGACCUCUUCAUCCGCCAACACCUCUACCCAGGCGUCUCCUUCGAUACCCCCCUCCUCGCCGACGGCGCCGGCAUCGUCGUCUCCGCCGGUCCCCAGGUCCCCAGCCCAGAAUCCUGGAUCCAAAAGCGAGUCAUCAUCAACCCGGGAACUGGCUGGAAAGACGCCGAGGACGGACCGGAGUCGCCGACCGGAUACGCCAUUCUGGGCGGGACGAAGAAUAACCCCAAGGGCACGCUGCAGGAGUAUGUCACGGUGGACGUGAGCGAGGUGGAAUUGGCGCCCGAGCAUCUGAAUGAUGCCGAGGCUGCUGCGCUGCCGUUGACGGGCCUAACUGCCUGGCGCGCCCUCGUCACCAAGGCCGGCGACAAAAAUUCCAAAUCCGGUGCGGCAGUCCUGAUCACCGGGAUUGGCGGCGGAGUCGCCUUGAUGGCAUUGCGGUUUGCAGCCGCGAGAGGGGCGGAUGUCUAUGUGACGAGUUCAAGCGAGCAGAAACUUCGGCAGGCGAUUGAGCUCGGGGCUCGCGGAGGAGUAAACUAUAAAGAAGAGGGCUGGGAUAAGAAACUCCUUGGCAUGCUGCCAACGGGGAAGAGGAAUUUCGACGCCAUCAUCGAUGGUGCAGGUGGCGACAUUGUCGAAAAAGCAAGUAGACUCCUAAAGGCCGGCGGAGUGCUUUCCAUCUAUGGCAUGACGGUAUCGCCAAAGAUGCCUUUCCUUAUGCAAGCAGUGUUGAAGAACAUCGACGUCAAGGGCUCGACCAUGGGCUCAAGAAAGGAAUUCAAAGACAUGGUCGAUUUCGUGAAGCAGCAGAGCAUCAAACCUAUCGUCUGGCGCGUUGUCCAGGGCAUUGAUAACAUCCCGGCAAUCGACAGCCUCUUCGAUGAUAUGAAAAAGGGGAGCCAAUUUGGAAAACUGGUCAUUCAGAUCGCGAACAGCAGCGGGUCUGAGAGCAAGCUGUAG